Molecule: messenger RNA, 5504 nt
Organism: Amoebophrya sp. A25
Lineage: Eukaryota; Dinophyceae; Syndiniales; Amoebophryaceae
Source: the annotation of a GenBank genome assembly
GUGAAAUCCAUGGUCUCUCUUGUGUUGUUUGGUAGAAGAGGAACGAGAGAAGUGCAUGUGUUCUUCCAUGAUACCGAUCGAUUCUCUGUCCUGAUGUUUUCUGCGACUCAGGGUAAUGUUGAGAUAGACACAAAACGAAAAUCAAAAUUUCUUCAGGAAAUAUUAAAGUCAUUUCUCGCUCGACUAGGAUCUUCAGACUCAUUCAAGAUAUAUGAUCGCCCUUGCUGCGAUUGUCGUUGUCCAUUUCAUCCAGACUUCAGAACCACAAGCGAACCACUUUGACCGGGUAUAUGAAAACAGACCCAGUCUUAUGCUUCCUCUUCCUCUAGCGAGACCUCCCUUUAACUCGAGCUUCAAUGAAUAUGAUUUGACGCAAAGUUCUUGUAUCGAUCCAUUUUUUCGACGUCCUCUUGUUUCUUCAUAGCCAUGUCGUUUUCUGGCACUUUUUGUCUAGCAAGUUUCAUCAUGAUGGUAUCAGCACAAGAUUUCGCAUUUUCCUUUCUGAGAUGAAGAAAGAUUCAGACUGAAAAGUACCAUAGCAUUUAUAACGAGAAGGAAUAGGAAAAUAAUGAAGGAGCGGAAUGCGAGACGCGCACGUGCGCGAGAGGCAAAACGUGCACAGGCCGCUGAGGAUUCAGGACAAACUCAAGAUGACGAAAUGGUUACCAUAGUAUGGCUCCGUGAUGACAUGCGCCUAGUGGACAAUCAUGCUCUAAGUCUCGCAGCUUGUUCUCCUCAAACAGGUGGCAUUGGUUGUGGAAAUAUGAAGAAGCAAGCGGUUGUCCCAGUCUUCAUCCAUGAUCCGAGUGAAGCUGAUUACAAUCCUUACCCACUUCGUGGUGCGGGUCUCUGGUAUAAGGGCGCAUCGUUGCGGCAUUUCGCGAAGAAAUUGAAUUAUGAAUCGGCCUUUAGAGUAUGGGUAAAAAGAUAGGACACGACGCCAAUCACAUGACCAAUCUUCACAUGAGAGAGUAUCUAUAUUAUUUAGCUGUAUAAGUUCCUGACCCCUCCUCCUCCUCCCUCUACCUCUUCUAACCCGCAGACAAGUUUAACGUGCAAUUGAUCGUCCGUUUUGGUCAUCCGCUUGACGUUCUGUGCUCUCUAGCUGUGGAGACCGGUGCCAAACGUGUGGUUUGGAACGAGAGGUAUGAACCGUGGCUCGUGAACGAUGUAGACGAAUUUGUGCGACGACGACUCAUGAGAGUCCGCAUUGGAGAUAGGUUAGAAGAUAAGGUCAGCAGAGGUUUUUGGCGGGACUAUAGUGGAGAAGAAGUACUUGGUACGGCAUCGACGUUGAUAGAAGACGAAGAGGAGUCUGCUUCUGGUAGUAGACCUGAUGGAGCUGGUGGUAGUUAUAGUUCGACAGGAGCGGGAUGGAGUGGGACUACUUCAUCUGGUGUUAUUAAAGCUCUUGGAGACGCUGGAAGUAAAACAGGUAGAGAGGCUAAGAUAAAAAAGCGCAAGCUGGAACUGAUAGCGGAUGGUUUAGACGCGGAGUCGGCUUUUGAAGUGGCUAGGAUGCAGUUUGAAGAUGAAGAAAAUGAGGCAGGGCAGGUUGUAGAAACGGAGCAAGAGCAGAAUACUCAAGUUGUAGUAGAUCUUCCGCGUACAGCUAGAGAACAAGAACCUUCUUCCUCACCUCCCUCCACACUCUCAGAACGUCUUCGUUUUACCGAGGAAAUAGAAGUAAUCGUUUGUCCUGGAAGUUUACUCGCAGCACCGUGGGUCAGUGAUCCUGAGAAGAACGCAGAGGGCUGGGGCUUUGGCUCUGUGCAGUGGUACAAGAAAGCUCUCUGCAACAUCCCUAUGGAGAACAUGGUCGAUCAUCGCGCUGAACUAGGAUUAGACGUUGACGGGAAGCCAGUUACAAGUAGUUGUACGACUGGUUCUGGUAAAGGAAGUUCUAGUGCAGAAGUUUCUGGUCCCUUGGAUCUAGAAGAAUAUCUGAAACCUCUACCAGAAGUACAAAAUCUAGUACCUUACUUAAGGCCCAGCUUUCAAUGGUCAUUGGGGUUGGUCACUGAGAUCGAAGAGGCGACCCCUUGAGAGGACAGGGGAAAACGAAGGGAAAGGGGAGAGCUUUGAACGGGGUCCCUUCCGUUCAGAGUCAGUGACCACUGAAGGCUGAGCUUUAACUUACGCUCCAUCUUCAAACACGGGAGAUCGAGGCGGAGGAGGUGUUGAGCUCUUUUCCUUCUCCUUAGACGACUUGGCUUACGAGUGGUCGUUCGGUAAAGGGAUGCCUGUGACGGAACAGAAGGCAGAGAGAAUGAAAAGUGAAGACCCACGCUACUUGCCGAAAGAAGCGACGUCAUGGUCUCAGAGACACCCGCAGUGGAAAUUAGGGAUCUUUAAGCAGUUUAAUCCUAGGUAUUACGACUUGCCUCCUUCAGGACGAAGGUCCUCUUCCUCUUCAACCACUGCAAUAGCAUCUUCAUCCACAACUGCAGCUACCUCUAGUUCUGCCAAUAUGAAAGCAUCAACCCCAAGCGGCGCCCCCUCUGCCCAGUAUGGGAAAGUGAGACCUGGGGCAGCCUCUGUUUACGACUGGGCUUAUGAGAUGAAGCAGUUUUGGCCUGUCGGUGAAGGCGCAGCACAAAGACGCUUAGACAAGUUCUGUGACGAAGUUUUAGCUGAGGGCCUAUUCGAAGGUCGAGAACGGUUUCGAGCUGAUAGGCAGUACACAGCACUUCUCUCCCCCUACGUGCGGUUUGGAGAAGUAUCUGCGAGAACCUGUUUCGCCAGAGGCGCACAGGUCCUUGGUGAAAUCCACUUGCCAGAGAAAGGGUGGAGGCAGUUGAGGGCGACGUUUUUACGUCGAUUCUUGUGGCGGGAUUUGGCGUACUGGUGUUUGUGGAGGUUUCCAGAUUUGCCGGAUACUUCCUUGCGUAGUGCAUAUGAAACUCAAAAGUGGUGGACAGAGGAGGACGACAAGAAAAACUCAGGGUCGUUUGUUGGAGGGAGUAAGAAAGAAAUGAAAAACAACUCAACUGGUGGUGGUGGUGGUGGUGGUGGUUCUACAGGCGGAGGCACUGAGGCAACAGCUGGAGGUCAGCAUGAAAUGAAAACUCGAAACCGUUUCAGGAAAAAAGUGAAGGAACCUGUAGAGCAAAAGUCAUUAGGAGGUGCAGGAUCUUUCGCGCCACCAGGGCGCAGUCAAACUGCAGUAGCAUUGCCAAUCACGGCGUCGGAAGUAGCAGGUGUUGUGCAACAACCUAAAAGUAGCUGCAUGGGACAUAUUCAGAGUUACUUCGAGGAUCGUGAUGAUGAACAGCUCUCAACAACUAGUACACAAGGACAAGCACAACGACCACCAUCUUUAGCACCAGGACCAGACCCUUCCUUAUCUUCAAUCGUAGGAGGAGAUAAACAGGAAUUGAUUACUCAUCUUCGUGCUGGAGCAUCUGCUGGAACGCGAUUACGCAGAUGGCAACGUGGCAAAACUGGUUUUCCCCUAGUCGAUGCGGCCAUGCGCCAGCUAUGGAGGAUAGGUUGGAUGCCGAACUACUUGAGGCACGUCUGUGCCCAAUUCCUCAUCGAAUACUUAGACAUCAACUGGAAAGAGGGUUUCAAGUGGUUCGACUACACGCUGAUCGACACCGACGUCGCGAUCAAUGCGCACAUGUGGCAGAAUGGCGGUCACUCCGGCUUAGAUCAGUGGAAUUUCGUGAUGCAUCCGGUGUUUGCAGCUAAAAGUUGCGAUCCAGACGGUGACUACGUACGACGAUGGCUUCCGGAAUUGAAGUCUCUGCCAGUCGAAUACAUCCAUUGUCCGUGGCAAGCACCAGCUAAAUUCGACAUCGCAGUCCUACAACCAGCUGCUUAUCCGUUCCGAGUGAUCAACGACUUGGACAAAGCGAGGAAACUACAUGCAGAAAGAGUCUUGGCAGUGAGGAAAGAGCAUAGGAAAGAGUUGGUUUCAACCAGAGGGAACGAGUAUUUAUGGUUAGACUGCGACUAUGUUGAAGAUUGGACACCGGAAUGGGAAUUGGAUAGGAGAAAACACGUGGAGAAAAUGCUAAGCGUCUCUACGAGUGCAUGUAAAAAAGUUGUAGAGGAUAGGAACAAUCGUGGGGGUGGUGGUAACAAGAACCAGAACAAGAAAGGAAGUGGUAAGGGCACCGACGACUCAGUGAACGAAGAGGGCUGUGACAAUCCCAAGAGCAGUGCAGGCCCUAAAAAUGGUACGAAGAACAAGGCGACAAAGAAUCGAAAUCUCGGCAACACUCCCUCCACAACUGCCGAGAGGUCUACCACGGACGACGAAGAAGAAGAGGACGUCUCAUUACAGAACUUAAUCACCAUGCAGCAGCAGCAACAGGCCAACAUCGCAGCACAAAAGGAGAGAGCUAAACAACGACGUGAAAUAGCCAAUAACCCUUCUGUCUUUCCACGGAUGCAAACGAUGCUGCCUACGAAGAAGAACAAUGCGAAUACUCAAGGGAACAAGAACAAAAAUUCAAGAGCAAGUGCCACUGCAGAAGCUAGGGCAAAAGGAGGCAUGAGGCAAAGGGUGGAGUUGAUUACCAGAGUUGACUUUCGAGAGGACUCGCUAGAUUUCUUGACCCAACAAACAGCAGAUCGACCGAGGCACUUGAAAAAACGCGAGUUGAAAAACACGUGGGAGCAACAGCUGAUGAACGAGGUGAUGAACGAGUGGCGUCGGACAAAUAAAGUCGAUGUUGAGGAUGUUCUGUAACGUUCUACUUAGCUAAAGUUUGUCAGAUAUUGAUAUAGCAGGAUGAUCAGGAAGUGAAACGCAAGUUUUCAGCUUCCUUGUGUGACACAGUGUGCAGUGAGUUCCUGCAUCGGAAUCGAAUGCGAUUUGGUUAUACAAAAAUGUACUAGAUGAAGAUGACUAAAAAGGAUUCUUGUAUCAUACUUUUGGACAACGACAAUAAAUUUGGGAUACAUAUGUAUAAAGUCGUGUCUUCGUCUUCUAUCUUCGGUACGCGCAAUCUCAUCUUCCCUGUCAACUCGUGAGUGAAACUGAGCAGAUCCAUUAUGGAUUAGUUUAGCUCUCUUCCCUAUCCUCUCGCAGUUUUCAAAACCUUCAUGUUAAUCUUUUAGUACAACUUCAUGUUAAAAGACAACAACUUCACGUUAAAGAUCUUUUAGUUUUAGUACAACAUCUAGUUAGAACAAGAUGCGACUUCUCUUACCCGUGUCGUCCCAUCGAUGGGUUUGCAUUGACUGCAUUCAUAUUGUGGCGUCCUAUAUGAUUGCAAGCUAACCAUCUGGUGACCAUACAUGGCAUAGAGAUAGACCGUUUUUAGUGAAAGUACUAGUCUACUUGGAGCUAAAACCUUCAGUCAGCUCGAAGAUGUUGUAUGCUCCCGCGACAAAGGCGACAAAUACUCAAAAUCGUGUGAAGAAAUCUUUAUUGGUGUGAAAAGAAAAUUGUUGAGUAUUUGUUGUUUUCUGACUGUUUCAGAACAAAGAUAGAUACGGUGAAGAAUACCUCUGGAACUCACCGUGUUUGCGAAUGGGUAGGCGACCUGGAC